AUGGUAUAUGAAUGGCGUCCUGUACAAUGCUCACACUAUCAAGGUAUAGGACAUAAUGUGUUAGAAUGCAAGCAGAAGAAACAAAUGGUUCAAACACGGCAGAAAUGGGUACCUAAAAAGAAGAAACAAGUAAUAGAAGCAGAUGGAUUUCAACAGGUGGCAGGGCCAUCUAUUCCUAUUCAGCACAUUCAUGUUCCGGUGGUUGUAGAGAAUGCUUUUGCUGCCCUGCAAGAUGGGGAAGAAACACUACAUCAUAAGGGUGUUGAUGAAGGAAGUCAUGAAAUGGGAAUUCAUGGUGAGGAGGGGGAGCCUCCUACCAUGAAUGGAUAA
Messenger RNA from Beta vulgaris subsp. vulgaris (sugar beet), 330 nucleotides. RefSeq lists its product as uncharacterized. The coding region runs from base 1 to 330 and encodes 109 amino acids. The record is from RefSeq and is a predicted model, not a curated record. NCBI's taxonomy places the organism in Eukaryota, Viridiplantae, Streptophyta, Magnoliopsida, Caryophyllales, Amaranthaceae. The transcript has a single exon.